CUUGGCGUUUGCUGCCUUCUCCGGAGAGGCCACCCCCGUCAUGUCAGAGGCAGCCUCUGCUGCAGCCUGGAUCUCCACCUGAAGUGAAUGGAGCUGAAUCAGCCAGACAGACCCCCUCAGCUCACAGCGAGACAGAGGCUGCGAUAAGGACUGGACAGCUGAUGAUGAGGCGGGUGAAUGUGCCAGAGUUGGACCUGAGGUUUACUGAAAUGGCAGAGACCUUCAACGAGCAGCAGAAACACUAUGAAGCCAUGGUUGGACACAUCAGACAGCUGAAACAGAGCUGUGACAGUACGGAUGCUGAAAGCCUGGCUUUUGCAGAAUGCAUAGGGAAGAUUAGCAAGCAGCAGGAGACCACAUACAGAGUGUCUUUGAAGAUGAAAGGCUAUGACUUCUCCCUCACCUUGGAUCCUGUGGGCCCAGAAGGAGAAGCCGAGGAGGACCCGGUGCCCUCGAGUCUGCAGUCGGCACAGAAUGAAGUCAGGGGCAUUUCUAACGGCGCUAAAGCCACCAUCUCAAAGGGCACAACCCUUCUGCAGCUGGUCGAAUGGCUGCUCCGGAGCCACAGUCGGAUGGCUGAGCAAGUGAAGGGGGCAGCAGAAACUUACCAAGAACAAGGAAGGCUGAAUAGAAACCUGGAGGAGAACAUAAAGGAAGUGAGGCGGGCUAAGGCGUUAUCGCACCAAUACAAGCAACAAGCUGGGGAGGUUUACAAGGAGGCUGCGGAGAUAGCAGGGAUUGGUGUAUAAGUUCUGCAGCUUUCAUAUAGUUCAUUUAAAACGUUGAAAAAUCACGUAUUUCUGUAUGUGUUGUUAUUCUUAUCAACAACAGCUAAAUCACAAGUUUUAGGAAUGUGCUGCCGUUUCCACCGUGCUUGCUGCAAGAUCCUAAAAUCUUUAUUUCAAACGUAUUUUUUAAACGUUCACACAGAAGAAAAAUUAACAAAAACAGUUGCCUGUGGGUAUGAAUGUGCAUAAAGUGCUGGUGCAAAGACCGACCUCGUAGAGAGACCAAAUGACUGAGCAAAAUGUUGCAUGCAUUUGCGUUUUUUCAAAGGGGCAGCAGCCACUUUGCCAAAUUUAUUAUUGUCAAACGGUUUUAAUGCAUGGCCCCUGAAAUAUUAUAGCAUGCGAAAUAUCACUUCCAAGCAGUAUUUUGCAGAUGCCACAUUGCGCACACACUGACACGGCGAUGGCAGCUGCAAAUAGGAUAUAUUGCACAGCUCUAGUAGUUACUCUACUAACUAUGAGCCUAAGGUUUAUGAAUAGUAGAUGAAAAAUUCUUUCAAAUUAAAGCUGGAAUCUAUUCAGGACAAGUGUGACCAUUACUAUACAGAGAAAAAUAAAUAUAGUUUAAAGUUAUUAAUCUUGUUAGUUUAAUAAUAGUUGGCCCCUCUUUCCCAACUUUACAGUGAAAUGAUGGACUUCAUCUGAGAAAUAGGAAACCAGGUCUCCGUAGUUUGUUAAAUACUGUUUACCUAAUAAAUAAUGUAAAGUGGAACUGGGGUCGCAAAUCCAGUUCUUAUGAGAGCUUCAUACUACGUAAGUAUUGUAUGAAGUUAGUACCACUUCACCUAUGCAAAUAUAAAGGUAGCACAUGCCCAAUUAAAGAGGAUUUCUUCAUUGCUAACAGAGUAGUGGUGAGUUUUAGACUUUACUCCAACACGGAUCAUCCUCAAGAAGCUAUAAAGACCACCAGAUCUAUUUUAUUUGAAAGGUCAUUCAGCACCAUAGCAUGCUGAUUAUUUACAGAAAUCAAUUACACUUUGUUGCAAAUUUGGUUAAGUUUGAAAAUAUAUAGGUUUUACCUUGUCUGUCAGUUGUUGGACCCACAUUAUGUUUUGAAGCUUGUUUAAAAGGCGUUUAAAUUGACGUUUUGCCUCUUUCUCAUUUUUAUCAUUUUACUUUUCACAUUUUUUUCACAUUCUUUUCACAAUGUUUUGUCUCUGUUGCCAUCUCCUGAAACUAGUUUUGCUGGAGGACAAAAAAAGAAAAGAAAAAAACGAGGUCUUAAAAACUCUGAAAUGCAGUCUUUUCAAUUUUGGGUCUUGACGUUUCUUCAUUAUUUCCAGAUUGUCCUUAUUGGUAUUUUUUUUUAUAUACGUUUUAAAAGUUAGCAUUUAUUCAUUAUUUUCUUUUGUUUUGUAAUUAAUGUUAAAUUCAUGCCACCUUCAAUUUAAAUAAUGGCAUCAAACAGUCUUAAAUUUACCUUAAAAUUAGCAGAAACCCCAGUUUAAUAUUUCAGCAUUUUUUUAAAGAUUGGAUUUUUCAGAAACGUUUCAUACAUCUUAUAUGCUAUGUUUCUGUAUUUCCCCCUCAGUUGGCAAAACUUAUUGUCAAAUAAUAAAAGUGUAUCUAUAUAAAUUUGCCAUUUUAUAUUUGGGAUCCUCCAGGGGUC
Molecule: messenger RNA, 2397 nt
Organism: Fundulus heteroclitus (mummichog)
Lineage: Eukaryota; Metazoa; Chordata; Actinopteri; Cyprinodontiformes; Fundulidae
Exons: 4
Coding region: 162-749 (195 amino acids)
Source: RefSeq, a predicted model, not a curated record